Molecule: messenger RNA, 2667 nt
Organism: Zasmidium cellare ATCC 36951
Lineage: Eukaryota; Fungi; Ascomycota; Dothideomycetes; Mycosphaerellales; Mycosphaerellaceae
Exons: 5
Coding region: 1-2667 (888 amino acids)
Source: RefSeq, a predicted model, not a curated record
AUGGCUGAUUAUGGACUUGAUAUCUUGGGCGUGGAAGACUGUACGACCAAUGUUGCCAACACAAUGCAUAUGAAGGCCUAUCCGGUACGAACCAAGCGAUCACGGUCAUCCACGGCACCAAAGGCGGAAAGUGAGCACGAUGUCAUCCAUAACGUACCAGCGAACGGGAGAGGGCCGAAUCAGAUGUCAGGCCUCCAACGGCAAAGAAAUUGUGGCAUACUCCUGCAUGCCACGAGGUCACGGCAGAGGCGAGAGAAAGCUCCGGAGUGGUCCAUCUGCAGAAAUCCUUCUCUCGGCUUCUCAGAUGCUCCUCUUGCAUACAUUGCUGGCCAAUUGCCGGGACCAAGCCAGGAGGACCUCCACGCGUACCAUCAGCAGCUCAUCGACUCCUCCACCCAAUGCUAUGCCGCAGCGGCUUACCGGUGGGUGGACCUGCUGUGGAACGUGGCGCGAAGUCAUGAGAUCCUGUUCCACAGCAUUGUCGUCUUUGCACGGUACAAAGAGGCGAACUGUGCUUGUAUGAAGACGUUUCUCGACUCCAAGAAUCGAAUUCUUCGUCUCAUCUCGACACGCGUACAGAAUCCUGGCGACGGUACACACCAUGACGGUCGGACACUUGUCGCAAUUGCCUUGCUGGCCUACACGGAUUUGAGAGAUGGCGACUUCGAGGCUGCCGAGACUCACCUGCGGGCGCUGCCCCUCUUAUCCGCUGCCGAUUCCUGGUCGCCCUACGAAUGGGUUUAUAUUGCUUGGAUCGAUCUGCGCUUGGCACUACUUCGCAAUCAACGACCGACGUUGUCAUAUUACAUACCUCCAGCCUUCCGCGAACCCCCCUUUUCCAUGGCUCGACAAAGUGCGCGCGCUCGCAAGCUUGCUCUUUCCAACAUCAAGCAUGGUCCAAGGAAUGGCGCCGACCAAACAUUCACGAAUGUAUGCUUUCACAUGUUCUCGUCUCUCCAUGAGAUCGGGCUUGCCUGGCAUGCCCUUAAUCAGGCUGGUGAAAUACCAUUUGGGGCACUGUAUGGACUCGAGUACUCUCUUCGCACAAUGCAAGACGGUGUCCGGACCAGCGAAGGAUCAGACCAUAGCAGUGAAGUUAACGAACUGAUCCUGCUUUGCAUUCAGCUUCAGACUUGGAUCCUUGGCCGUUUCUGGACGCCGCAACGUAUGGAGACUUACAUUAUUGUCCUGCGUCGAGCUCAGUCCCUUCUUGAUGGCCUUGCUGCUCUGCCUUCAACAGAAGAGGAGAUACCACCCAACGAUGACUGGCAAGGCUUGACUGAAGUUCUCGACCCAACAUGCAUCUUGUGGAUCACAUUCACCUUGGCCGGCAUCGCGAUAGAGUUCGGACAUCCGUGUCAGGCCUUCUCCGCUACUGCCACACCCUGCACAAACCUCAAGAUGAUGAAACACUCGGAAAUCGGACCCAUCCUUAUGAUCGACGGGAAGAUCUUCUUCAAGAAGAGAAAAGAAGCCCAAAACGAGGCAGGUCGCAACGAAGAUUCCGCUCAGCCAUGGGCGUCACGUCGUCCGAAAGGAAAGCAGCGAAAGAAGUCUGCACCAGGCACGGGUCUCAGUGUGAGCGGCAAACAAGAGCUGCCCAAGGAGAACGGAAAGCCAGACGAGCGCCAGCUCGGCACCAUCACAGUCAAGUUACCCAGAGACGCCCUGAACGACCUACUCAAGAACGGCCCCGAUAAAGCAUCAGCAUCAAGCCUUCGAGACAUCGCAACCGCCAUACAUCAAGAAGACGCCCCUCUCAGAGUGCCUACAGAAGCUGUGAGAACUUUCAAAAUCGCCUUGUUCUUCUGUGGCCCUGGCGUGUUCAAGACACGUGCACUCUUUGCCUGCAAUCAGAACACGCUAUACGACUUGGCGGUAGUGGCUGAGGAUGUUUUUGGAGUGGCUCUGAAGGACCAGGAGAUCAGCACCACCUUCGGGAACGACAUGGAGGUCAAGUGUUAUCCACGAGAGCCUUACAAGCUUGGCACGUUGCAGGAGAUGGGUGGCCUCGAAGAGGGACUUGUCUUCUGGGUGGAGGAUGGCCGCUACAAGAUCCCAAAGGCUUUGUUCGAGGAAGUGUUCGCUCAACGCCCAACCUCUGGCGCCAGCAAAAAGCGCAAAGCACCAGGCGAACUGGACGAUGACAAUGAUGACAAGACCUACCGAUCUUCAUCCAGCGCCAGCAACAAUCAGAAACGCAAGAAACCCAACACCAACGGCGGAACCACCACAGUCAUCAUCGACCUGCCCACCAAGGCCUUGGACGACAUUCUCAACAACGUCCCAAGCAAGGCUCCGCAGAAGAGCAUCCGCGAAAUCAUCGCCAUGAUUCAUUCGCAAAAAGCCCUCAUCACGUCCCAUUCAAAGCCAGCAGACUUCACCAUUACCACCUGUCGCAACCAGACCACUUGGAAGAACCACUUCCGCGUGAACAACGUUCACAAGCUUCAUGACCUGGCGAGAGCUAUUGCAGCCGCUUCAGGGACAGGUAUCCAGAGCAUGUUGAUCGAUGUCGUCGCCGUGGGCAGAGAGGACGUCGUCCAGCAGUACUGCGUGGCAAACGUCGAGGAUGCAGGACGCACCAUUGAGGAGCUGGGCCUUGUUCAAGGGUCGCGCAUCCUCUUCAAGGCCAACGACAAGAAGCAGAAGGACGAGGGUGAUUGA